Messenger RNA from Neoarius graeffei (lesser salmon catfish), 456 nucleotides. RefSeq names its product galectin-2-like. Bases 1 to 456 code for a protein of 151 amino acids. NCBI's taxonomy places the organism in Eukaryota, Metazoa, Chordata, Actinopteri, Siluriformes, Ariidae. The record is from RefSeq and is a predicted model, not a curated record. The transcript has 4 exons. Gene Ontology annotation, molecular function: carbohydrate binding.
AUGAUUCGGCAGAAUGAUGUAAACAUGGGAAUCAGAUAUGGGUCAGGACUUACAGAGGCUGAGCUGAAGAAUGUUCUUUUCAAAGUUGGAGAUCAGUUGAAAGUCCAAGGGAGGAUUCAUUCUGAUGCUAAAAGGUUCCGAAUUGACCUGGGCUCCAGCUCCAGUGAACUAGCUCUUCAUUUUAACCCUCGUUUUCAUGAUGAUGAUGAUGAAAAGAUGCCAGUGCUGGUGUGUAAUUCAAUGUGUGACGGCAUCUGGAACCAGGAGCAAAGGGAUCACAACCCUUUCCAGCCAGGUUCCACUUUUAAGGUUGUAGUGAAGCACGCAGGAGGACUGUUUGAGGUGAUGCUACCUGACGGGCAGAUGACUGAGUUCCCCAAUCAGCAAGAGCUGGAGGUCAUCACUUAUAUUUGUAUCAAGGGUGACAUUAGUCUCACUUCUUUCAAGCUGAAAUGA